AUGACUCGAGUGUUGUGCGUAGCGGAAAAGCCAUCGAUUGCAAAGGCAGUCGCAAACCAUCUGGGUGGCCAAGCACGAGCAGAAAGUGUCCGAGGUAUUCAGUGGGUCAAGAAUUACAAAUUUGACUUUCGCUUCCAAUCCUGGGGGCAAUGUUCUGUAACCUUCACAUGCGUUGCAGGGCAUAUCGUCGCACAAGACUUCAAUGAUCGGUUCAAGAAAUGGCACUCAUGUCAGCCUUCAGCACUGUUCGAGGCUCCCAUAGUAUCGAGCAUUGCAGAGGACAAAAAGGCUGUAGCAAGCAACAUUGAAGCCCAAGCCAAGUAUGCGUCCAUUCUGUUCAUCUGGACCGAUUGUGAUCGCGAAGGCGAGCAUAUCGGAACCGAGAUUCGGGAUAUCGCAUUGAGAGCGAAUCCCAAUAUGCAGGUUUGGAGAGCGCGCUUCAGCAACAUCGAGAGAGCUCAUGUCAUACAUGCCUCUCAGAAUCCUAUUCGCCUAGAUGAAGCGCAGGCGCAAGCUGUCUCAGCGCGAAUCGAGCUAGACCUGCGUCUCGGUGCAGCUUUUACACGCAUGCAGACACUGGCGCUACAAAACAUGAUCCCUCAACAGGGCGACGAGCGAGGCAAGUUGAUCAGCUACGGAUCUUGUCAAUUCCCUACGUUAGGUUUCGUCGUCGACCGAUAUCUGCGUGUACGCAACUUUGUUCCAGAGCCAUUUUGGUACAUUAAACUUGCGCACACAAAGGACGGAAUCGAUGCCAAGUUCAACUGGCGGCGAGGCCAUCUUUUCGAUCGCAUGGCAGUAACCCUUAUCUUCGAGCGAUGUCUGCUUUCAAAGACGGCGAAAGUCAUCAAGAUGGCAAAAAAGCCCACCAGAAAAUGGAAACCGUUACCUCUGACGACAGUGGAGCUACAGAAGAUGGGAAGUAGGUUCCUUCGUAUGACCUCACAAGACGUCAUGAAAGUGGCCGAAGAUUUGUAUACGAAAGGCUGGAUCAGCUAUCCACGCACCGAGACUGACCAGUUUGACGCUGGUAUGGACCUGCGAGCGCUUGUCGGACGGCAGACGCAAGAUGGGCGCUGGGGUCCAUUCGCACAGAGUCUCAUGAACGGUGCUUUUCACCAACCUCGCCAGGGCCGCAACAAUGACAAAGCACAUCCGCCCAUCCAUCCUGUCAAUUAUGUCGCCUCAUCCCAGCUCAACGACAGAGAGCGCACCGUCUACGAAUUUGUUGUUCGCCGCUUCCUCGCAUGCUGCUCCGAAGAUGCUAUUGGCGAAUCCACAGAUAUCGAGAUUGAAUAUGGAAGCGAGGUCUUUCACGCACAUGGUCUUACCGUCAUUGCAAGGAACUACCUUGACGUCUAUCCAUACGACAAGUGGGAGAGCAGUCAAGUGCUGCCACAGUACACAAUAGGCGAGACUUUGGAGCCCACGGAAGCAAACAUGCUGGACGGACAGACGACGGCACCCAGCUAUCUCACUGAGCCUGAGCUCAUCGCUCUCAUGGACGCCAAUGGCAUCGGCACAGAUGCAACUAUGGCCGAGCAUAUUGCCAAGAUCAAGGAACGCGAAUACGUCAUGGCAAGACUUAAAGCGGGUGGCGGUACGGCGGGCGCCAAUGGGGCAGGUGCAGGCAGAGGGCGCGGAAGGGGAAGAGGAGGUGCAAGAGGGGGACGUGGUGGGCGAGGCGGCGCAGCAGUAAGUCAGAACAGCGGAGGAGGCACGGGUGGAGUACAAGAGUUUAUCCCGACGACUUUGGGUAUCGCGCUUAUUGAAGGAUACGACAACGUGGGGUUUGAGACGAGCCUCAGCAAGCCGUUCCUCCGGAAAGAAAUGGAAGUUCAGAUGAAGGCCAUUUGCGAAGGCCGCACUACGCGCAACGAAGUGGUGCAGCAGAAUCUAGAGCAGUACCGGGCCGUUUUCACUCGCACGGUGCAGCAGAUCAACGUGCUCAAGUCGGCGAUCACGAACGCGAUAAUGAUGGCGCCAAUGGCUGUUGGGGGUGCGAGGCAUGGAGAGACGGAUGGCCAAGACGAGGAGCCGAUGGACAAGAUGCUGAUAUGGGGCAUCGGCUGCAAACGGAAGGCACCAUGGCGAUGGCGGCGUGCGGGCUCGAGCAAGCAGCAUGGCACUGUUGAGUGCAGGCAGCCUCACGAUAGGGAAUCGGGGCGCGCAUAUCUGCCCCAUAACUGCCCUUCGCUUGUCGCACAAGGCAGUUCGGUCGCUGUCUUGAAUUUUGCACCCAAAUUCCUGCUGCACACCACACGCCCUACCGUCGAUACCCGACAGUCCAAGCCCAAGACACUCAGCCCCUGCCUCGUACCAGUAAACAUGGCUGCUUCCGCCCAGAAGCCCAUGUCCAACAUCGCCAUGGCCUUUGGUCGUCAGGACAGUGGCCACGCUGCUUCGACUGGCACUCUCCCUACUCCGCCCAGUUCCAUCUCUCCGACCCUUCCUGCGCACAAGCGACGCCCCGUGCCUGUAGCCGGCCGUCUGCACACACCAGAAGAGGAGUCUAUGGAUAUAGACCUCCAGGAUGCGGUAGAACACGCGGCAGCGCAGGACCAGCCCUCUGCUCUCUCCAAGGAGGCGCUGGCUGGGUUGGAUGCGACGCGCCAGAUUACGGCCCUCAUGCUGGCCAAGCACCAUCUGCCAGACAUCAUCGAGGGCCACGGCGCAAUGCCCAUCCGCGAGAUGAUGGCGCAUCUGACGCAUGCGGUACCUGGCUUCUCUGGCCUACCCCCUGCGAAGGCCCGUAGGCUGGUCGUUGCAGCGCUGGAACAUCGCGCUGGCGGCGGCCUGCACGGCGAGGUCAAGUUCGAGAAAGUCGGCUGGGGGCGUUGGAGUGUAGCUGGCUCCGGCUCCCAGGCUGCGGGCAUGCCCAUUGGCGGUAAGCGCUCUGGAAAUGGGCGUACACCACCAGACAGUGUUGAUAGUAUCGGAGGCAGCCUCCAGAUUCCAAAGUUGCGACAAGAACGCGACGUCUACUCUGGCAGCUGGAACGCUGGCUCGUGGUCGCCGCACCGCCAGGGCGAAGACGAAGAGAUGGCUGAUCAGAUGUCGCUGGACGACUCCGAAGGCAGUACCGAGUCCGACUCGGCUUCGGACAUGGAUUUGGAAGAAGAAUUAAAUGACGACACUGAUCAAGAAGACUGGGCGACCAUGGGGCCUGAAGCUCUUCGCGAGACCCGCCGCGGUCCGCGCCGAGAACACCGCGAUUACAACUAUCUAAGCCGAACACAGACGAGCAACCCGCGCUAUCGGAGCAUAUCCGCCCAGGCCCACUCUCUGCCUCAGCCUCAUCACGGACGCACUGCGACGCCCACGUACAAACCUUUCCUUACUAUUCCUCAUGCAUCCCACGGUAAUCACGUCGUGAACGCGGGCUCUCCUUUGACUUCUUCCGUUUUCAAUGCAUCGGCUGGUGUAGCCGGAUCUGGCGCUGAGCGCGACGCUAUCGAGGCACUCAUUGCCAUGGGCUCCAUGUAG
Alternaria burnsii is the source of this 3486-nucleotide messenger RNA. Its product is annotated as prokaryotic type i dna topoisomerase. Gene Ontology annotation, biological process: DNA topological change. Lineage: Eukaryota; Fungi; Ascomycota; Dothideomycetes; Pleosporales; Pleosporaceae. Gene Ontology annotation, cellular component: nucleus. The coding region runs from base 1 to 3486 and encodes 1161 amino acids. Gene Ontology annotation, molecular function: DNA topoisomerase type I (single strand cut, ATP-independent) activity; DNA binding. The record is from RefSeq and is a predicted model, not a curated record. The transcript has 9 exons.